Messenger RNA from Aspergillus nomiae NRRL 13137, 830 nucleotides. RefSeq names its product aldo/keto reductase family protein. The transcript is spliced from 5 exons. The coding region runs from base 1 to 789 and encodes 262 amino acids. NCBI's taxonomy places the organism in Eukaryota, Fungi, Ascomycota, Eurotiomycetes, Eurotiales, Aspergillaceae. The record is from RefSeq and is a predicted model, not a curated record. Gene Ontology annotation, molecular function: oxidoreductase activity.
AUGAGAUCCCCAUCCUCGGCUACGGCUUCUCCCUCCAAAACCGAAAGUCCCGUCCUCGAAGCGUUCAACACCGGCUACCGCCAUGUCGAUUCAGCAAUUAUGUACCGAAACGAAAAGGCCUGCGGCCGCGCAAUCGCAAACUCUGGCCUAGACCGCUCGCAAAUCUUCUUCACAACCAAGAUCCCGCCAGGGUCUAUGGGGUAUGAGAGGACCAAGCGCGCGGUGGAGAGUAGUCUCCGGGAGGCGGGGGUGGAGUAUUUCGAUUUAAUCCUAAUCCACGCCCCCUACGGCGGCAAAGAAGACCGUCUAGGCUCCUGGCAGGCGCUCGUUGAAGCCCAGAAAGCCGGCAAGACUAAGUCAAUCGGGGUCUCCAACUAUGGGAUCCAUCAUCUGGACGAGCUGGAGGAGUACAUCCAGCAAGGAGGCGGCGGGGCCAUUGACGUCGGUCAAUAUGAGAUCCAUCCGUGGUGCGCGCGCGAGGAUAUCGUGGAGUGGCUUCAGACGCGGAAUAUUGUUGUCGAGGCGUAUUCGCCUCUUGCACAUGGGACACGCAUGGGUGAGACGGUGCUGAAGGAGCUGGGGAAGAAGUAUAAUAAGUCGCCUGCGCAGAUUAUGAUUCGGUGGUGUUUGCAGAGGGGUCUGGUGCCUUUGCCGAAGUCUGCGACGCCGAGUCGGAUCAGGGAGAAUGCGGAGGUGUUUGAUUUUGAGUUGGAUGAGGGUGAUAUGAAGAGACUUUUUACGGGGGAGUAUGACCCUACGGAUUGGGAUCCUACACUUGAUUUUGACUAGGUGGUUUUAUAGAGUUGUGGGGGUAGAGGUAGAUCUAUAGA